This is a messenger RNA of Colletotrichum abscissum, 993 nucleotides long. Its product is annotated as methyltransferase. Gene Ontology annotation, molecular function: oxidoreductase activity. The record is from RefSeq and is a predicted model, not a curated record. The transcript is spliced from 2 exons. Bases 1 to 993 code for a protein of 330 amino acids. NCBI's taxonomy places the organism in Eukaryota, Fungi, Ascomycota, Sordariomycetes, Glomerellales, Glomerellaceae.
AUGAGCACAAUCCUACGACGAACUUCAAUACUCACAUCAUCAAUCAAAACCAGUCUCAGAACCAACAAUAUUCCCCGCAUCAUCCACACUAGACCCCUCGCAACAAUGACUACCGGCAACUUCCGCUAUCUAGACCCCGCGACUCUGGAGGGCAGCAAGCCCUGGGCAAAGGUCGAUACAGACGUAACCUCUUUUAGCCGGCUCGAGCGCCGCCGCUCAGUGGUGAACAUCCGCGAGUCGACGGAAGAGUUCGGCACCGACGUCUCCGGCUUCGCCGUGUACAACUCACCUGCUAAGGAGAAGGACUUCAUCGACGAUGAGGCAGUGCGAAGCGGCUACUAUGCCGAAGUGGAGGCACUCCUGAGGGAGAAGUUGCCCGGUGUGAAGAAAGUUGUGAUUUUUGACCAUACCAUCCGGAGGAGGGAGAAGAGCAGCCCCAGACAGCCGGUGCAGCAGGUGCAUGUCGACCAGACGCCCGGCGCGGCGGAAGCGCGUGUUAGGAGGCAUGUUCCGGGAGCUGAGGCGGAUGAGCUGAUCAAUGGACGGUACCAAAUUAUUAAUGUCUGGAGACCGAUCGGACACCCGGCGAGUGACUUCCCGCUUGCGGUGAUUGACUGGCGGACGACGGAGCCCAAGGAUCUGAUCGCUGUGGAUCUGUUGUACCCCAGGAGGACGGAUACCGAUGACGAUGAUCGGGGCAAGGAGGUGCUUCCGGACCCGGCUUUGGCGCGGUCGACGGAGAAUUACGAUGUCAAGGGCGAGACUUUCUCUGUCGCACCAAGCGACAAGCACAAGCUGUAUUACGCCAAAGAUAUGACCCCUGACGAAGCCAUGUUCAUCAAGUGCUUCGACUCGAGAAGCCAAGGGCGACCCGGCGGCAAGCCGGGACGGGCCGAUUACACGCCUCACACGGCCUUCAUUGACCCCAACACCCCCGCAGAUGCGAAGGGAAGACAAAGCAUAGAGGUUAGAUGCUUGGUGUUUUAUGAGUAG